ACACCGUAUGCACAGCCUGCAUUGAUUCUGGACCGAGCGAGAAGGAUUUCUUGGAGAAAGUCUGCAACCAGGAUUUCGCUCUGAAGAUGACCAUCAAAUCCUUGUCCGGUGUUGGGGGCGACCUGAAAGUCAUCCCGGAGCUCCGCGGCCGGACGCUUUACAAGCAGGCCAGCUGGUCCGAAGAGGAGCGGAAGAAGCCGGUCCUGUGGCUGGCGGACGGGGAGGCCUGCUCCUGUGAGGAGCUGGCCGGAGGGCCGGGCACCGUGGUGCUGGCCAUGGGGCACCGCCUCAGCAACCGCCUCGUCCUCUCCUGGGUCCGGAGGUGGAAACACGGGGAGAAGGAGCUGAAGAGGUUCUCCAGGGCAGUGCGGAAGCUGCAGUGUUAG
Notechis scutatus (mainland tiger snake) is the source of this 386-nucleotide messenger RNA. The record is from RefSeq and is a predicted model, not a curated record. NCBI's taxonomy places the organism in Eukaryota, Metazoa, Chordata, Lepidosauria, Squamata, Elapidae.